Dermacentor andersoni is the source of this 2214-nucleotide messenger RNA. RefSeq lists its product as uncharacterized. The record is from RefSeq and is a predicted model, not a curated record. Lineage: Eukaryota; Metazoa; Arthropoda; Arachnida; Ixodida; Ixodidae.
AUGGCGCGCAGCAGCCAGUGUGUCCCCUGCACCAAGAACGGCGACGUCACAUGCCACUUGCUCGAGCACCGAGAAGCCAUCAACAAAGUGCUCCUUGGUGCCGGUUUAGAACUCUGCGAGGACACGCGACAGGCCGGUGGCGCCCGCCUCGCACUGGUUCAGGUUUCCGCCUGCAACUACCAACACUGUGCUCAACCAGACGACCCGGUCAAGAGUGCGGCGUUCAAGCUCACCACUGAUCUCCUCACCUGUCAUCAUUGUUUUACUUCUUUGGAAAUAUACUCUGCCGCUUUCUGCACCCGCCACGUGCGAGAGGCACUCAGUAAUUGUCCCGACUUGAAGAGCUUGACUAUCUACUUCCUAAAUCACACCUCUCGCCAAGAUAACAAUCACGCUGACAUCGGCAGACUCAUCAACUCCCUAACAUCUUUAGAAGAGCUCGUCUUCAAAACAGAGAGCGGUCCGCCCUACCCGGCGGUUGAACUUGUCGAUUGUUGGUUUCUAGCGCGAACUCUCAGAAAUCUCACGACGCUUGAUGUGAGAAAUCUGAAACUGAAUCCACAAUAUGUGCAACAGUUUGUCUGGGCGCUCACAGCAAACCGCACCAUAGCCAACCUAGCUGUAGGAGGCUGCGUGUACAGUGCUGAUCUCCACGGCCUACAUGGACAAUUAUUUGCCUAUUACCUGAUGAAGCGUGCCGCCACCCUGAAGAAGCUAACGCUGAGCGACCACUACGUUUGCCAUAACCAAGUUCUCUGGAAGAGGCUGAUCUCAGCGUUCUGUCAAAUGACGGCAUUGGAAGAACUGACUUUGGAUGUGUGCAUCGGAUUCAACAUCUUCACUGAAGUGACCGCUCUCUUCGCCGAAGUCGUUCUUCGCUGCCCUACCCUACGACAGCUCCUGCUACCUUGGCCAGCACAACCUUACCGCUCCCAGUUCCUGAAUGGCUUCCAAGUGCCAGGAUAUAACGUGGCGCAGUGGCUGGAGCCCUGGAUCACGGUACUGCGGACGACCUCCACAUUGCACGGGCUGGGCAUCUAUUUGCCGGGCAUGGAAGAACCGCAGUGUCGCACUCUAUUACAAGCUGUCGCUAAAAACGAGACACUGAAGCAGUUGGCACUCCAGGAAGUGCCGCUGAUAGUGAACAGCAGAGGCAGCACCGAUCUGAUGGCCCUCUCCCAAAUUAUCCAGGAGUUAAAGCUCGGCGACCGCGUUUGCUUCGCUAACCUUUUCGUGACAUUUGAGAACGCGCCCAAGAUACUGGCAUCCGCGGGGCUUUCCACCUUGAACUUCAAGAACCUCCGCUUCGAGUUGAGCGCCCAACGCGACCCGGAUCUUUUAAACGCAUGCUGCGCGGCACUCUCUCGCCGCGGCACCUUUACGUCAAUCGAGGUCUCUUGCAAGUUGAUUUAUCAGCCCGCGUUCGACAUCUUGUUGAAUUGGAUAGCCAAGGAGUCCACACUGACGCACGUGGAAGUUGUCGCCUGUGAUGACGCAGGGACAGCGAGUUAUUGUGGUGAGUGCGUCCGCAUGUACGACUGGGUGGUCUGGGCGCUGUCGUGUAACGCCAACAUUGCUAGAGUAAGCUUGGCUGGUAUCAAGGUAAACUCGAAGCACCUCUACAUGCUCGUUGACUGCGCCUGCACUCAUCGGAACCUCGUCGGAAUCAGCCUGGCUCCAACUUGCAGGGGCAUCGACCCGGGCAGCAGUACGAGCGACGUGGAGUCCUACGUGGUCGCCAUGAGGGAGCUGCAGGAGAUCAUGCGCAAGAACGCCGCUCGGAUAAGUGUGGCGGCCAGGUUCGUCUUGGGCGACGACAUCCGCAAGGGUGCCAGACUCAUCGAACGCCUGCACGAGCAUCCACGGUUGCUGGAACUGGUGCGGCAAGGAGCAUCGGUCACCGACGCCCAGGCCAAGGCGAUGGCCCACGAAGCCAUGGAGCGGGUGCGGUACUGCAGCUUUCGCGACUACUUGAGGCUGACCGGCGUGGUCAAGCAGAAAGUGCAGAGGCUCGACCCCGACUCCAACAGAGUCCACCUCUCGGACUUGCCGGCAGAGUGCUGGCUCCACGUACGUCAAUACCUGAAGAUAACGCACGUUGUUAUCCCAUGCGGAGUCGAAGACUGGGAGUGGCCUACCGGGCCCGUCCCCCCGUGAAAUCUGUUUUGGUAUAGAGCCUCCACCAAGCUCCCAAUCCUCCAAGAAAAUUUUGAC